This is a messenger RNA of Linum tenue, 99 nucleotides long. The record is from the annotation of a GenBank genome assembly. NCBI's taxonomy places the organism in Eukaryota, Viridiplantae, Streptophyta, Magnoliopsida, Malpighiales, Linaceae.
AUGUUCAGCUUGACUCUCGAUGCGCAGUGGAAAUCCUUCAACGGCAGCAGGAACAUGAUCAUCGCCAUACUGCGGUUUCCCAUCGUUUCCAGGAAUUAA